AUGGCACGGACCAAAGGCAUCACACUGCGGGUCCGCAAAGGACCUGCCGACGAUGCAUCCGCCGUUUCAACCACCAGCACUGAUCCUGUAGCAGCUCCAAUAGAUUCGAUCACAGACGCAGAGGAGCCAUCAGCAGAAGCGCAACCAAAGGACGAAGAGAUGGCGCUGGCCGAGAGCUUACGAGGCGCUGGUCUGUCUCGGUCAAGAAGCUCGCGACUCUCCAGAACACGGUCCCACGAAGAGGCCUUCGGUACCGCCUCGUCUUCCACACGAGCUACUCCCUCACGCCGACCGCGCCGUCAAUCCACAAAGCCAGAGCAGCAGGGCGUCGAUCAGGACGUCGAGAUGGGUUCUCCACAGGCGCAAGAAGCCACUGAGGGCGAUGACGACGCUGAAGCAGACCAUUCCGAAGCAGCACACAACACAUCUUCUACUCCACGAAGCCGCAGCGCUCGCACUCGCGUCAAAGCUUCCACCACACCAGUUCCACAAACUCCAACGGCUGCGCCUCGAUCGCAAAGGAGUCCAAGAAAGUCGAGGAUAGCAGUCGUCGGCAGAAGAGGCCCCGGCCGUGGCCGAGGCAAAGCGGCGGACGACGAAGACGAGGAACGCUCCGAGCAGCCCGAAGAUGAUGCAGAGCAGGACGAUGACGGCGGCGCUGGAGAUGACAAUGCUGAAGAGGAAGCAGACGGGGACGAGGACGCUGAGGAAGAUGCCGACGCAGAUGCCGACGGUGACGGAGAUGGAGACGGAGAUGGAGAAGGGGACGGGGACAACGACGAUGAGGAAGGGGUCGACGAAGAAGGACGCAAGACGGUCACCAUCAAAGGCACAAAGUACCUGCUCGAAGCGGACGAAGAGGAGGUCGUUCUGCCGUCCGAUCCAGAAGGCGACAAGAAGGUGGACGACAAGGGACGAUUGCAGGGCGGCAGGCAGUACAAGGCAUACAACUUCACCUCGGACCUACGCUCGGAUCCAGAAAAGGUCUACAUGCUCGCCAUCGACGCUGCACGUUCGGCUGGCUACCGUGACUCGCUCUACUUCUUCCGUCGUAACCCUCAGAUCUUCAAGAUCGAGCUCUUCCAGGCGGAGAAGGAGAAGUUGAUUGACGACGGACGACUGAGCGGUCAACUCAAGACACGCAAUGUCACCAUGGUACCAGCUCGAAACGUGUACAAGCUGCACGGCGCUCGCUUCCUGAGCGGCGGCAAGGCCAUCAUCGACGACUACUACGAAGCCGAAGCGCGCGCUUCAGGUGUCAAGGAAGGCAAGACGGUGGGAGGCAUGUCCAACGAAGAGCAGGAGAAGCGUCGUGAGUUGGAACGCGAGCGAGACCGACCCAAAAAGAAGGUCGACACCUUCAGCUUCACCACCAUCGAUCCGCAAGGCGACCCAGUUGUGACGCAAUUUGGUGACUCAGGCCAGGCGCCUUACGUGCGAGCUGGCAACUGGCAAUCCCGUCGGGCAGCUCUGCAACGGAGCGAUAUCACCGAGGACAAUUGGAUGCUGGAGAUGGCGCGAAGCGUACGCGGCAUGAACUCCGAGCUCAACGAGACGCGCAAGGACCGACUGUCGGCGUUCCCGCGCUUCAACCGCUACCUGGACGUAGACGACGCCGCGAAAGCCGAGCAGCUCAAAGAAGCGGUGGCGGAUGGGGAAGCAGAGCCCGAGGACGACCCGGAGGCACUCAAUGACCUUCCACCGUGGGAGCGAGAAAACCUUCCGGCUGCCACCGCUACAGAGCUCGAAGACGACAGCAAGAAACGGCAAGAUCUGCUGCAGGAUAAGCUCGAGGCUCAGCGUCGCCAGGGUCCGCCGAUCGGCGUCUACGAGCCCAACACGCAUCUUCCUCACUUCAGCGUGUUGACCCAGCCGACGCAGGCCAGCUUCGUCAAGCUCGCCCAACGACCUGCGUACAUUGAGGAUGCAGCGCAAGCACGCGGCGACCGAAGACCCAUCCUCGGCGGCGACAAGCUGGGGUCAGGUGGGUGGGGUGUUGCCAGUAUCUCAGUUGAGUGCCUGCCCCCGAUCAGAUUGCCAGGCCAUCUUGCUGUUCCGGCAGGCGAGAACGCUUCAUCGACUUGA
Kalmanozyma brasiliensis GHG001 is the source of this 2085-nucleotide messenger RNA. Its product is annotated as Chromatin-remodelling complex, RSC SWI/SNF subunit Rsc7/Swp82. Lineage: Eukaryota; Fungi; Basidiomycota; Ustilaginomycetes; Ustilaginales. The record is from RefSeq and is a predicted model, not a curated record. The transcript has a single exon. Bases 1 to 2085 code for a protein of 694 amino acids.